UCAGAGAUGGCCAGCACCGGGACUGAGCGCGAGGAACCUCACGUUCCCCUGGACGAACUGAGACAUCCCGAGCCUGCAUUCAGAGAGGCGCAGAAAUGGAUUGAGGAGGUGACGGGAAAAAGUUUCGGUGAGAAGGACUUCCGGAGCGGCCUGGAGAACGGGAUCCUGCUCUGCGAGUUACUGUGUUCCAUCAGACCAGGUUUGGUCCAGAAAAUCAACAGACUACCCUCGCCCAUCGCUGGACUGGACAACCUGUCAGUGUUCCUCAGAGGCUGUGAGGAGUUGGGUCUGAAAGGUUCCCAGCUGUUUAAUCCGGGAGACCUUCAGGACACCUCCAUACAAGCCAACCUCAGGGACUCAGAAUGCAGUAGAAAACUGAAGAAUGUCUUAAUUACAAUAUUCUGGCUGGGGAAGGCAUCCGGUGUGUGCCCCUCCUAUGACGGUCCUGUCCUAAACCUCAGAGAGUUUGAGGGACUGCGAUCACACAUGAGAACGCUGAGUGAGGACAGGUCUGGGUCAGACAGUGUGAGGCCAGGUGUGAGGGACAGUGGUUACGACUGCUGGGACUCAGAGCGGAGUCAGUCUCUCUCUCCCCGACAACACACACGGGACAACUCCCUGGACAGCCUGGAUUCUUUUGGCUCGCGCUCCCAGACUAGCCCCUCCCCCGAUGUCAUCAUCCAUGGCAACAGUGAUGUUGACUCAGACGGCGAUGCCCCCAACAGGAAGGCAGAUGUCCGUCGUGAUGACAUGUUAGCUCGUCGUACGUCGGCCGGUGAAUCACGGAGCUUUGUUCCCUUUAACCAGUUCCUGCCCAAUCGGAACGUCUCUGCCUACGUUCCCACCGCCAGACGCAGAUCACGGCCCCAGGAUGGAGAGCACGGCAGUCUCCCUCAGCCCAUCUUAGAGGAGGGGGAAGGGGGGGAGGGGGGAGGUCCCUUUAAGAGACCACCAGGGCCCCGCUCCAGAAACUACAAGACAGUCACAUGGGCCCCAGAUGGGGAGGAGCCUAAAGAGGAAGAGGGGGUUCUUGGGCAGGAAGAGGAAGUGUUGAAACGGGAAGUAGAAGAACAUCGGCGACUGCAGAGGCUGGAGAAGGCGGGGAUUAAAGUUCUGCCCGCUGUGAUUCGCUACGGCAGACCGGCGCCCCGUCUGGAGCAACAGGAAGUUAAGUCACCAUCCCCUGACAUCAUCCUGCGUCGCCAUAAUGACUUCCUGACCAACCAGAGGGCUGCGUGGGACUCUGACUCUGAGGGUGAGGCAGAGGGUGAAGAGGGGGGAGGAGGGGUGAGGAGGGUUCCUGACAUCCGUAGAGAUGACCUGGCCUCCCGACGCGCCCCACGCCCCCCCACUGCUCCCACAGCGUACCAGUACGUCCCCCCAUCUGCCUGCAGUCUACGGGACAGAGAACUCUGGGAGGACAUCAGACGAGCCUCACACACUGCUCUGAUGGACAGGAUGGAGCUGGAGACAAGUGCGAAAGAGGCAGUGUGUGACAUCAUCACACGCAGAGACAACCCCUUCCUUAGCCCAGCCUCCCAGCGAGAGGAAGAGGAGGAGGGUAGAGGUGUUAAGGUCCCAUUACCCAAUAAGACGAAAGAUGACCUCGCUAGAAGGAGGGGACAUAAUAGGUCACGCCCAUCUCACAGAGACGGACCAAUGAGCUUCGUCCAUGCCUCCAUCACCCAGUCAGAUCUGGAGAAAUGGGAGAGACUCAAGAUGUCUGAACCCAGGUGCAUGUCUGGAGAAAGGUUCCGGAACCCUGACAUCAUCUCUGUGGCGACGGGGUCAAUGCGAGGUUGUUCUAAGGUUGUGACCUUUGGCGGCGUGACAGAGCUGGAGGAACAGCCAAUCAGCUCUUCCCGGGAAGGGGAGGAAUCUCAGUUGUUACGGCGACUGCUGGCCAAGGCAACCGUUGCCAUGCCGAUCAUCGCGCUGGGUUCCCAGCUCUCCGAGCAGCAGGAUAGCCAUAUGGGCGGAGUAGACGCUGCACAUACCCCGCCUCCCAACCCUGUCCCAUCCCCCUGA
This is a messenger RNA of Oncorhynchus gorbuscha (pink salmon), 2028 nucleotides long. RefSeq lists its product as uncharacterized. NCBI's taxonomy places the organism in Eukaryota, Metazoa, Chordata, Actinopteri, Salmoniformes, Salmonidae. Gene Ontology annotation, biological process: positive regulation of stress fiber assembly; regulation of focal adhesion assembly. The record is from RefSeq and is a predicted model, not a curated record. Gene Ontology annotation, cellular component: stress fiber. Gene Ontology annotation, molecular function: myosin II head/neck binding. The coding region runs from base 7 to 2028 and encodes 673 amino acids. The transcript has 14 exons.